AUGCCGUCGAGGCGCCGCACCCAUCGUCGCCCGCCUGCCAUUCCCGGCGGUGGUGCGAGGGAGAGAGAGGGAUGCUGCUGGCACGUGAGCUCCGCGCUCCGCACCCACCGCGCGCGCAGGCGGCCGACGGCAAAGGCUGCGCUGCGACGCACCGCCACGGCGAGCGCGAAUGCUUGCACGCCGCCGCCGCGUCGCCCCAAACACUCGACGCUCGUCGCACGCACGCGGGCGAGGCACCGCGGAUGGGUGAGCGGCAUGCCUCGUGCGCACUCGCCGGCCAUGCAUGCACCUGCACCCGCUCAUUCCGCUCCUUGGCACAGGCCCCUCGGUGACGCCCUGCACGCCGCCGCCGUCGCGAGUAAGGGGCCGAGGGAGGCGAGAAGCCACAUUCCACGCCCUCGUCAUGCCCCGACCUGCUCGCCGCCCACGACCCGCUGGUUCGUUCGGCUGCGGCGACUCGCGCACCUCGCCCUCUUCGCCGCGCAGCGCUGCCCCCCCCGCGACGGGACCGGACGAUGCCGAGACGACGCCGCGAACUCGUCGUCCGACCACGACGGCGACGGAUCUCGAGCGGAGCGGACCAGACCGGCGCCGGCACCGACGAGGAAGACGAAAGCCAUGGCGCCUUUGCAGGUGGUGCGGUGUGCCGGUGUGCCGGUGUGCCGUACUCGUCCGCACUCCUGCGCGGGGCGUUGUUGUGUACUUGUGUCGCUCAAGUGCUGA
Messenger RNA from Drechmeria coniospora, 723 nucleotides. RefSeq lists its product as uncharacterized. The record is from RefSeq and is a predicted model, not a curated record. The transcript has a single exon. Lineage: Eukaryota; Fungi; Ascomycota; Sordariomycetes; Hypocreales; Ophiocordycipitaceae. The coding region runs from base 1 to 723 and encodes 240 amino acids.